GGGGCUGGAAGGCAGGCCCGCGGUUGCGAGGCUCGCUUGAGGGCCAUGCCUGUCUCGCUGCGCUCCCCUCUGUUCUUGGACGUGGUCGUGGGCGUGGUGGGCACCCUGUCUUUCCUGCUGGACUUGGCCGCCGACCUGUGGGCCGUCGUCCAGUACGUGCUCGGUGGCCGUUACCUGUGGGCCGCGCUGGUACUGGUGCUGCUGGGCCUCGCCUCGCUGCUGCUGCAGCUCUUUAGCUGGGUCUGGCUGACCGCCGACCCCACCGAGCUGCACAAGUCGCUGCCCUCGCGUCGUUUCCUGACGCUGCUGCAUGUGCUACAGCUCGGCUAUCUGUACAGGUGCCUGCACGGGCUGCAGCAGGGGCUGUCCUUGUUGCAGCAGGAGCUGCCAACCGAGAGUGACAUAGCCUAUACAGACUUCCUGUCUCUGGAUAUCAGCAUGCUGCGGCUCUUUGAGAGUUUCUUGGAGGCGACACCACAGCUCACAUUGGUGCUGGCUAUCGUGCUGAAGAGUGGCCAAGCUGAAUACUACCAGUGGUUUGGCAUCGGCUCAUCCUUCCUGGGGAUCUCGUGGGCACUCGUGGACUACCACCGGUCCCUGCGUACUUGCCUUCCCUCCAAGUCUCGCCUGGGCUGGAGCUCCUCUGCCUUCUACUUCCUGUGGAACCUGCUGCUGCUGUGCCCCCGAAUCUUCGCUGUCGCCCUGUUCUCAGCUCUCUUCCCCCAGUACCUGGCCCUGCAUUUCUUCAGUCUGUGGCUGGUGCUGUUGUUCUGGGUCUGGCUUCAAGGCACACAAUUUAUGCCAAACCCCAACUUUGAGUGGCUGUACCGGGUGACGGUGGCGAUCAUCCUUUAUUUCUCCUGGUUCAACGUGGCUGGGGGCCGCACCCGAGGCCGGUCCGUCAUCCACUUGUUCUUCAUCCUCAGUGACAGUAUUCUGCUGGUCAGCACCUGGGUGACACACAGCACCCUGCUGCCCAGCGGGACCUUCUUGCCAAUGUGGUUGAUUAUAGGAGGAGCCUGCUUCCUCCUGGGACUGGCUUUGCGUCUGAUCUACUACCUCUGGCUGCACCCUAGCUGCAGCUGGGAGCCCGACCGCGUGGAUGGGGCCCGAAGUCUCCUUCCUAGGAAGCAGCCUAAGCUGCUUUAUAAUAGACGAGCCACUCAGUUAGCACAGAACUUUUUCACCAAGAUCAAAGAGGAGGAGAUUUCUCUGGCAGAGGCUGGAGACGUGGAAGGAGCCCUUUGAGAUAGGGUCUGACUCAGCCAGUGAGGAAGAUGUGGAGAGCUGGGCCUUGGAAGGGCCAAAGGCCAAUCAUAUACAAGCUGUUUUCUCUUCCUUACCAACCAUGAGCUGCUGUCACCAAAGCCUCACGUUGCCAUUCUUACCUCUCAGGUAACUGGUAGAGGUAUCCUGUCUCCUGGGUUCCCUGGCCUGCUCUAGGAGGUCCUGGGGUUCUGGGGAUGUUCUCAAGAAGUCUUCCCUACCCCCACCCCAUCCACUCACGUCAAUCAACAAAUGUUGAGAGCACUUUAUUUUCCGGGAGCAACAUUCUGACUGUUGAACUGGCUGCAGCCCGACCUUCUUUCCCUACCCACUUGAACAAAUGUGAUUUCAAAGACCAGAGGCCAGUGACGACCCUGCCAGUGUUGUGAUGCAGCAGUCUCUACUCUGGCUCUUGGGCCACCUUUAAAGCAAGUGCCUCAUGGACCUGUGGUCUAGGCCAUGCACAACCCGCUGAGUUAUUUUACCUCCUACCUCAGUCAGUGAAAGGAAGAGAACAUGCGCGCAUGUGUUUAACAGUAUUAUUAAAACCGUGUAAUAUUUCCCAAACCAGUAUGUACCAUUAAAUACAGUCUGUCAGCCUUUCCAUUACAGAUAGGUGGCAGGGGUCUGGAACCCCUUAAAACUGGUACAGACUCCUGGAAUAGAGAUGCGGGCUGACUUAGUUAUGACUUUGUAGUGGAUAUCUAAAUUGUUCCAGUAUAAUAAAAACUCGGGAAGCAGAAAUUGAGACAAAGACCUGGUAAACCCAAGGACAGUGGAGAGUCAACUGGCUGACCCUCUCUCCAGGUUUUCCCCAAAUUGCCUCCCUGGAAAUCCUCUCUUCCUGUCCUCUCUAGAAGAUCUCUUCAGUCCUUCAAGAACUCUAUGGCAAAUCCUAGUAGCCAAUCGCUGACUCCAUUCUUUGAUUUGAGGUGGCCUUAUUGGCACAGUGGAAGGGUUAUACCAACAAUUCUCCUGCAACAUUUCCCAUUUCAGUUGGUAGAGCAGGGGACUCUUAAUCCUGGGGCUGUGGGUUCGAGCCCCAUGCUGGAUGGCAAAUUGUAACUAGGCUUUCUCUGUCCCACCAGUUAGCUCCCAA
Chionomys nivalis (European snow vole) is the source of this 2365-nucleotide messenger RNA. It is a transcript of the gene Xkr8, whose product is annotated as XK related 8. Gene Ontology annotation, cellular component: plasma membrane. Gene Ontology annotation, biological process: engulfment of apoptotic cell; apoptotic process involved in development; phosphatidylserine exposure on apoptotic cell surface. Bases 46 to 1248 code for a protein of 400 amino acids. The transcript has 3 exons. Lineage: Eukaryota; Metazoa; Chordata; Mammalia; Rodentia; Cricetidae. The record is from RefSeq and is a predicted model, not a curated record.